GCCGCCGCCGCCGCCGCCGCUGCUACCGCCACCAUCGCCGUCGCCGCCGCCGCCGCCGCCGUCGUCGUCAAUACUCGCCGCCAUAUUGUUGUCAUCUCCGCCCUCAUUACAUAUUACGGGAGGCUGUGGUAGCACUCUUACCUGGGUGAGGGAGGAUGGCACAGUUUGGUGGUGGAAAAGCACCUCCACCAUGGCAGCAGAGGCCGCAGACAACCCCACAGCUGCAGCCAUCUCUCCUGGGCCAGCACCCAUCAGCACCAAGUCAACAACUGGUGCUGGGUGGUGCUCCUCAGCAACCACAGUAUGCACCUGUUCAACAAAGCAUGAUUCAGCCACCAGGUUUAGGGGGUUUACAAACACUUGGUCAGCCUGCCAUCACCCAGCAGACAAUAGGUCAACCAACAACAGGAAGCAGCCUCAUGGGUCAGCCACCCAUAACCCAGGCCUUACAGCCCCCCAGUCUUGUCAAUCCUGCCCAGAUGACUAACUCGCAAAUGCAGCCCCAGAUUCAACCACAGCCCCAGCCACAGGGACAGCCACAACCUCAGCCUCAGGUGACAGCAGUAACCUACCCAACCCCAAGGGCCUUGGCUCCCCCUGGUGCAUUUAAUCCUGCAGCUUCCCCUAGUAAUAUGGCCACUAUUGCCACCAACCUACAGACUAAUUUACAAAAUAAUAUUGCCAACAACAAUGGUGGGCAACAGCCACAGAAACAGCGUGUAUUUACUGGCACCAUUACCAAACUGUGUGCUGAUUUUGGCUUUGUUGAUGAAGAUGUAUUUUUCCAGACAAGCAGUUGUGUUAAAGGACAAGCCCCAAAAGUCGGCGAUCGUGUGCUGGUGGAGGCAACAUAUAAUCCUAAUAUGCCUUUUAAAUGGAAUGCCAACCGUGUACAAGUCAUUCCUGGACCCACAGGAGCUCCGACCCCAAACCAAAGCCGCAGCAAUCUACCCGUGAGGGAGAUGAAUAGCAGAGGAGGUUCCUAUAAUGCUGUUCCUCCACCUAAUUUCAGUAGUGAAACUCAAGCAGGAAGCUUUGGCUCUCGUGGCUGUAUAGGACCCCGUGCUCGGUCACCUAGACGAGAUAGACGAGAGGAGCGCACCAGGACAUCAAGAGACAGAGACCGUGAGCGUAGUGAAAAAGAUAAGGAAGAAAAACGGGAAAGUCGAAAAAGAAGCAGGAGUAGAGGUCGUUCUCGGUCUCCACCUCGCCGGAGGAUGAGAGUUGUCCCUCGUUAUAAUGUUCAAGUUCCUAAAAUUUUAUUACAUAUGAAAGAAGCUAAUGUCUUGGAGCUGAAGAAGCGGUACAGCAAUCUUUAUGUGCCAUCCGAUGUUUUUUUAGCCCGCCCGUUGUGGUCAGACACAUUCCCUGCUCACCUACCGUUCCAGUUUCCUCGGCCAGUCUCUUUUCACAUUAUGAAUAAAGAAGUUGAGCCAGUUCUUGAGAAUGAUGCUGUGUAUGAUGCUCCAGAUGCAAAUCAUAGUUAUGCUGCUAAGGUCAUGCUGAUGGCAGUGCCAGCCUUGGAAGAUAUUUACCGGCGUUCCUGUGCACUCAGUGAAGACCCUAGUGAUGUUCGUGAGUGUUUUGUCCACCCAACACGUCUCAUCAACUUCCUUGUGGGGCUCAAGGGAAAGAAUGAAACCAUGGCUAUUGGUGGCUACUGGAGUCCUUCCCUUGAUGGUGCCAACCCAGAAAAGGAUCCAAACGUUCUCAUUCAUACCGCAAUCCGCACCUGCAAAGCUCUGACAGGCAUUGACCUGGCAGGGUGCACAACCUGGUAAUGCUCCGGACUAGUUUUCAGGCCAUCUGUUUGGCCCUCCUGUAUGAGGUGUGGGUGUGAGGAGGUUGGAACGACUGACAUUUGGGCCAAUGAAAUGUCAGGGGUAAGAGGGAUAGUGUGACUGAACAGGUGACUACAGUUCCUAGGGCUGUGAGAUGAGGUUAAAGAUUUAGCAGCAGAAGACUAGAAAUGGCAAAUGAAGGAGCUCCUCUGUAAUUGAAUAAAUAAUGUAUGUUUUUAUCUUUAUAAUGGGGUAGGCUGUAAGUUGGAUAAUAUUUUAAAGAUCUUGUGUAAUACUUCCUUAUAUUUAUUAAUACUGUACAAAUAUUUUUUAUUAGACUAUAAAGAAUACAGAUUAUCCCUAAAGUUUUACACUACACAAAAAAAUAUAGGAGGUAUGAAAGGUAACUAGAUCACCACCUGCAUCAAGUGGCUGACCAGUCAAGUUAUGAUGGCUGUGUAGGCCUGUGGGCUGCUAGCAGCAACAGCCUGGGUAAACAUCAGCCAGCAAGGAAGUUUGGCCUUAGGCUUGGGCUGCAGGGGUAGAAAUACCCUUGAAACUCACAGGUAAAUGUAUAUCCUAUUUGAAUGUAAAGUUAAAGGUAAAAUGGGCAAGUCUCUUCUCAUGAUGCAGUAAUAUGUACUAGAGUCAACUAAGAAGUAUCAUUGGACCUGUUCUUUUCCUUCAUCUAUAUGUAUAUACAGUGGUCCCUCAAAUAUCGUCCUUAAUCCGUUCCUGGAAGUGGGACUAUUAUCGAAAUAGACGAUUUUCGAAUCAAUUGUCCCCAUAAAAAAUAAUGUAAAUACAAUUAAUCCGUUCCUGACACUCAGAAUUAUUAAAACAAAAAAUUUUUUUACAUGAAAUAUAGAUGUACAUAAACAAUACAAUGGGACAUGAUGAAUGAAACAUUAACAGCAUAACACUUACCUUUAAUGGCAAUUCUUCUUAGUGUAUGGAAGACUGGAGGAGGAGAGAGGAUGGAUUAGUUACUGUUUGGAAGGGGAAUCCCCUUCCAUCAACACCUCAGGUACCAAGUCCUUUUCUGGGGUUACAUACUUCUCUUCUCUGUUUCUUAAUGCCACUAGGACCACCUUGAGAGUCACUGGAGUCCUGUCUCACAAAAAAAGUGUCCAGAGAGCUCUGUUUCUGGCAUCUCUUUAAAACUUCCUUAAAAUGGGCCAAGACUCUGUCACUGUACAAAUUGCCGAUAUGGCUUGCAAUAUCCUUCUCAGGGUGAUGUUUCUCCAUAAAUCUUUCCAUCCUACCCCACAUUUCAAAAAUCUCCUUAAUUUCUGAAGAAGGCAUCUUCUUCCAUCUCUCUCUUCGUCACAAUUGAACACUUUUUCAGGUUUCAGUCCUUCAGCCUCUAUGUACUCCUUGAAUUCCUGCACAUAUUUUUCAGCUGCUUUUUGGUCCGAACUGGAAGCCUCGCCAUGCCUUAUCACACUGUGUAUGCCAGUACGCUUCUUAAAUCUCUGAAACCAGCCUUUGCUGGCCUUAAAUUCACUCACAUCACCACUAGUUGCAGGCAAUUGUUUACCAAAUCGUCAUGCAACUGCCUAGCCUUUUCACAAAUAAGCGACAUCAUAAUACUAUCUCCUGCUAAUUGUUUCUCGUUUAUCCACACCAAUAAUAACUUCUCAACAUCUUCGAGUACUGGUGAUCUCAUUUUUGUCAGCACAUUUACCGCCUUUGCAACAACAGCUUUCUUGAUUUCCUUUUUCUUGGCUAUGAUGGAAGAUAUGGUUGUACGAGAUUUGUUAUACAUUCUGGCCAGUUCGCCCACAUGUACGCCACUUUCAUAUUGUUCAGUGAUGUUUUUCUUAAAUUCAAUCAUAUUUCUCACCUUCUUUACCAAAGGCUUGGCACUAGGAGCUUUCUUUAGAGCCAUUGUAGCUUAUUUAGCACUUUUUUUUUUUUUCAACAAGUCGACCGUCUCCCACCGAGGCAGGGUGACCCAAAAAGAAAGAAAAUCCCCAAAAAGAAAAUACUUUCAUCAUCAAUCAACACUUUCACCUCACUCACACAUAAUCACUGUUUUUGCAGAGGUGCUCAGAACGCAACUGUUUAGAAGCAUAUACGUAUAAAGAUACACAACAUAUCCCUCCAAACUGCUAAUAUCCCAAAACCCCUCCUUUAGAGUGCAGGCAUUAUACUUCCCAUUUCCAGGACUCAAAUACGGCUAUAUAAAAAUAACUGGUUUUCCUGAAUCCCUUCACUAAAUAUUACCCUGCUCACACUCCAACAGAUCGUCAGGUCUCAAAUACCAUUCGUCUCCAUUCACUCCUAUCGAACACGCUUAUGCACGCCUGCUGGAAGUCCAAACCCCUUGCCCACAAAACCUCCCUUAUCCCUUCCUUCCAACCUUUUCGAGGACGACCCCUACCCCGCCUUCCUUCUCCUACAGUUUUAGCACUUACAAGCACUAAAAUGAUUGGAAUAUUAUGAAAUAUUUCGUAUGAACAUGUGAGGGGACCGUCGCUCACUGGUAAACAAUGUCACACUGGCUGGGAACGGCUCAGAGCCGCGAGUACGUGUCCAGGAUGAAAGACGAUUAGUGAGUUAAAGGACCAUUUGCGAGCCAGUGUUUAGAUGAAAUAACAGGCCUAUUUCCGAAAUGGAUGACUUUCAGGCUGGACGAUUAUUGAGGGACCACUGUAGUUGUAUUUUCAGUUUCUUGGUCUCAUUUGAUAGAAUGGAAAAUAUUUUACAGAGAGAGUGAUGAUUUUGAAAAUAGCUUGAAACUGAGCACAUUGGAGUGGAAAUGUUCAAUUUUUGCUGAUAUUCAAGAGUAAGCAGAUCAUAUCACUCGUCCAAUACACGUCCAACUGCUGGGUCUAAUGUGUGUUCAUGAAGACGCUGAUAUUAUUUCAUGCACUGGCCAGGGAGGGAUACCAUCUUUUAGGAGUGAAGAAGAACAGGAUGUGAGUAUGAGGGGGGUGCAUGAGGCAUUACGUAGAAUGAAACGGAGUAAAGCAGCUGGAACUGAUGGGAUCUUGACAGAAAUGUUAAAAGCAGGGGGGGAUAUAGUGUUGGAGUGGUUGGUAUUUUUGUUUAAUAAAUAUAUGAAAGAGGGGAAGGUACCUAGGAAUUGGCAGAGAGCAUGUAUAGUCCCUUUAUAUAAAGGGAAGGGGGACAAAAGAGAUAGUAAAAAUUAUAGAGGAUAAGUUUACUGAGUAUACCAGGAAAAGUGUACGGUAGGGUUAUAAUUGAAAGAAUUAGAGGUAAGACAAAAUGUAGGAUUGCGGAUGAGCAAAGAGGUUUUAGAGUGGGUAGGGGAUGUGUAGAUCAAGUGUUUACAUUGAAGCAUAUAUGUGAACAGUAUUUAGAUAAAGGUAGGGAAGUUUUUAUUGCAUUUAUGGAUUUAGAAAAGGCAUAGGGGAGCAAUGUGGCAGAUGUUGCAAGUACAAUAUAUAGAAUAGGUGUUAAGUUACUAAAUGCUGUAAAGAGUUUUUAUGAGGAUAGUGAGGCUCAGGUUAGAGUGUGUAGAAGAGAGGGAGACUACUUCCCAGUAAAAGUAGGUCUUAGACAGGGAUGUGUAAUGUCACCAUGGUUGUUUAACCCUUUGAGGGUCCGUCCCGUAGAUCUACGGCUUUACGUUCAGGGUCCAAACCGUAGAUCUACGUCAUGAGCUCAGCUCACUCUGAUAAACUGUGAGUGGUACAUUUGGGCCUAGAUAUGAGAGAAUACAUCUAUGUGGUAUGUGUGCACCACAUAAAACAGAUCCUGCAGCACGCUGUGUAUAAUGAGAGAAAAAAACUGAAAUCAUGAUUUUUUUAUUAAAACAGCGACUUUGCAGUGUUUUUUCGUAUGUUUUUUAUAGUUCUAUUUGCGAUUUCUUGGUCUCAU
Messenger RNA from Cherax quadricarinatus, 5630 nucleotides. The record is from RefSeq and is a predicted model, not a curated record. Lineage: Eukaryota; Metazoa; Arthropoda; Malacostraca; Decapoda; Parastacidae.